This is a messenger RNA of Dromaius novaehollandiae (emu), 5364 nucleotides long. RefSeq names its product ectodysplasin A (gene EDA). Lineage: Eukaryota; Metazoa; Chordata; Aves; Casuariiformes; Dromaiidae. The record is from RefSeq and is a predicted model, not a curated record. The transcript has 8 exons. The coding region runs from base 75 to 1157 and encodes 360 amino acids. Gene Ontology annotation, biological process: animal organ development; immune response. Gene Ontology annotation, cellular component: membrane. Gene Ontology annotation, molecular function: death receptor binding; death receptor agonist activity; tumor necrosis factor receptor binding.
GGCACGGCACGGCGCGCCUCGGCCGAGCAUGGAGCAGUAGCGGCUCGGCGCCUCGCCGCUCCGUACCGCCGGCCAUGGGUGCGGAGCGCAGGGCGGAGGCGGCCGCGGCUCCCCGCGCCGGCGGCGGCUGCUCCUGCGGCGGCGGCGGCGGCGGCAGCUGGCGCCUCUUCCUCGGCUUCUUCGCGCUGUCGCUGGCGCUGCACGUCCUCACGCUCGGCUGCUACCUGGAGCUGCGCUCCGAGCUGCGCCGCGACCGCGGCCCGCAGCCCGCCGCCCCGCCGCGGCGCGACGGCACGGCGGCAGCAGCCCCGGGCGCCCCGGCCGCAGGGCGCCCGCAGCGGCCGGCCGAGGGCGCGGAGCGGCGCCAGCAGCUGGCCUUGCUGAACUUCUUUCAUCCUGAAGAAAAGUUGCAUGUUGGAGAAGAAAGUAGACGCGUCCGUCGAAAUAAAAGAAGUAAAGGUAGCGAAGGGCCUGAUGGUCCAAGUUCAGUUAAAAACAAGAAAAAGGGUAAAAAGGCUGGUCCUCCAGGGCCCAAUGGUCCCCAGGGGCCACCAGGCCCUCCUGGGCCCCAGGGCCCCCCCGGGAUUCCUGGGAUCCCCGGGAUCCCCGGCACAACUGUAAUGGGACCGCCUGGCCCUCCUGGCCCACCGGGCCCUCAGGGACCACCUGGACUGCAGGGUCCUUCAGGUGCCACAGACAAGGCAGGCUCCAGAGACAUCCAGCCAGCUGUGGUUCAUCUUCAAGGCCAAGGCUCAGCAAUUCAAGUAAAGAAUGAUCUUUCAGGUGGAGUCCUCAAUGACUGGUCUCGCAUCACUAUGAACCCCAAGGUGUUUAAGCUGCAUGCCCGCAGCGGGGAGCUGGAGGUACUGGUGGACGGCACAUACUUCAUCUAUAGUCAGGUAGAAGUAUACUACAUAAACUUCACAGAUUUUGCCAGCUAUGAGGUGGUGGUGGAUGAAAAACCCUUUCUGCAAUGCACUCGGAGUAUUGAGACCGGCAAGACCAACUUCAAUACCUGCUAUACAGCUGGGGUCUGCCUCCUCAAAGCCAGGCAGAAGAUUGCUGUGAAAAUGGUCCAUGCUGACAUCUCCAUCAACAUGAGCAAGCACACAACUUUCUUUGGGGCCAUACGCCUAGGAGAUGCACCAGCAUCCUAGAUGAACUUGGCAUGUCCAAGGAUACUCACAGAACUGCACAGUGCUGCUGUUCAUAAGCGUAUCAGUAUUUCAGGGGGUUCUAUAAUCCGGCCAUAAAGAAAACUGAUCCAGAGCUAUUUAUUCCUAUAUGUGAAUACAGGAAGCACAGUGUCUUCUGUGACGUGCAUGGAGACUUGGAUCAAAAAGCUAGCUGAAAAGGCGUUGUGAGGAAAAAAGGCUGUUGUGUCUGCCUUGUCUCAGUAUUUCAAGUAUUACUGCACUGAUAUUCUGCUCUGUGAUCUUCACAUGAGGCUUGUUGAGAAUGAUGUGGGUCUCUGCUUUUAUGUUGCACUAGCAAGAGCAUCCCAGGCAGUAGCAGGAGAAGAUAGAACAAUUUUGACAGAAGUCUACCUAGGCACUCCUGCUUCUGCACACUAAUGAAAGCAAGAAAUGGAGUUUCUGUUUUUCUGCCUUCUCAGUUCUAACUGGAAUGGCAACGUAGCGGGGAAGGAGGUGAAUAAGACAGUCAGUGGUGUUUACGUUCAUCCUCAGGAGCGUGAGAAAAGAAGGUGAAGUGCCACUAUCUAGAGCUUGGAAGCAGGCUGCAAAAGCAGAAAGUUUGAGAGGAAAACGUAUAUGUAAUAGAACAGGCUUAGCACAUAUGAAACUGCCUCUACAUUCCAUGAAUUGAGAAGUCCCAAAGAUAAUGACAAGUACAGUUCAAAGCCUCUGCUACUUCCAGUUCCUGCCAUUACCCCAGAGGUGUACCUUGCCCUAACGGGGCUGCCUUAAAGUACUGCUGCUGUUACAGCAAUUUGUGUUUUGUUUUUUUGUCUUUUUAAUUAAUAUUUUGCAAAGCGGAACACAUUUCUACAGGCUUCACAGAGCCACGUAGAGCAGACACAAGUACUUGUGAAAACACCCUUAAGACGUUUGUCAUGUUUAAGAAUAAAAUAUUCAAAAGGAAUUUUCUUUCUGUUUUAAUAGCAACUGUCCUGCUUUUAAGAUGUGGUCUUUAUCCCCCUCCCCUUCUUUUUUGGCAGUCUUCUAUCUAAAAUGCUCUAAUACGUGGUGAUGGAGUCGCUAGCAAAAAUUUGUAUUUAAUAAGUGUGGUCCAGCAUGAAGUCACCACUUUUUCUUUUCUCUGAGCCCUGCUGAGUCUAGUCAUAACUCGAUUUCUGGUGACUAAGAGAAUUGCUGCGACGCUAUUGUUUCUUUUGGCUUCUUGAGCAACUCUCUCCCAUUACCUCCCCUCAACUGGUGAGAUCUAAAGCUGUAAGAUGUGCUUGAGCUGAGGAAGAGGCUGAAACAGUAAUUGCUCUUUUGUGUCAUGCCUUGGUUUGUGUUGGAUUGGUUUUUUAAAAAAACUGGAUUUCUUUUUAGAGUGUAUUUUUUGAACUAAAGAGGAUAGUGAAAUUUCAGCUGGUAGAGCAGAUGUGAAUAGCCGGAUUGGGAGCAAGUCCUGAAAUGACAUCCUGGUCGUAGCCUUCAUCUCUGCCCAUAGAGGUGGCUCAGCAGUGAUCACCUGUAGAGACAGGAGAGCGAACGUAGUCAGUGCCGUGCUUGGCGGCUGGUCUGAGCGCAGACGGAUCCACCCUGGCUGAAGUGUUCUUGGCUGCGUUGCUUUUCCCCAUCUGUAGCUGCUGAUCUCACUUGCCAAGUAUUGCAGUUAUUGGGAGAUAAAUAUUUCUUGGGGGCACCCAGCUUUGGCUUCAGCCUUGCUAUUCACAGGAGGCGUGCAGUUUAUAAAAUAACUGCAUGAAAAAUUGCGUGCUAUUUCUUUUCCAAUAUGUUCUCCUCCUUUCUAGCCUAAACAUGUUGGACUAGCAAGAGCCUUAGGGGCACGUAACUGGUCUUUGUGGUUCAUUUCCUCUAAAAUGGAUUAUGAAGGACAUGUUCCUCUGACUAGAAUGAAUCAGGACAACUGUACAGUGAGAACAUGAAGCAAAUCAUUAACAGAAUUGCUUUAGAAUAUGGUCUGAACAGCAGUACUUAGGGGCAAGCAUAAAUAAUGAAAUGACUUCUGAGAGCACGAUGGAUGUAGUUCGCUUUCUUUGUCCCCCGCUGGUAGGAUCUGUGGUUCAGUUCUGACUAUGACUGUGAGCAGGAGUAGGCAAAGGGAGAAUCCCUUGUUUCUCGAGAAACCCCAUGCAGCUCCGUCAAGUUCCCUCUCCGGCGUGUGCAUGGGACGGCGUAGGGGACAGCGGAGGGAAGUGAUCCCUGCCUCCCUCAUCGCAAGGAAUGGACGGUGUUCAGGUUGUGAAUGUGCUUUUCCCAGUGUUUGUGUUACACCAAAGGGUGAGCUCAGCACAGCCCGAGCUCCGCAGCACAGUCGGAGGCUGGAGAAUGCCUGACUUGGGGUGGCCUUCGUAUCUGAGAGCCACGUUCAGCACUGGUAUGAGUGAAUGAAUCACCAGUCCUGUAGCAACUGUGGAGAGUCUUUUAUACUUGAAACCCUUUAGCCUCUCUAGCAACAAGUUCUCAUUAAUGAAGUAUUACAGUGUAGGUUACCUAGGCUAUAGAUCAGCUUCUGUAGGAUCCUUCUCUGUGCCACCGUCUUUGGAGCCUCUGUGGUUUCCCUUAACUGGAGCAGAAGAGGCCUGGAAGCAGCUCGUAGGAGCAGGGAGAUGCUUAGGGAAGAUUUUAACAAACUCCACCAAGAACAGGACCUUGCUCCAGUCUUUCCCUCCGGUGUCUUUUAAUUUUGAUGUAUAUCAGUUUCUAGUCUGGUUGACAAGAAGUGCUUCACUUACAGGCAAAUGUCUGCGUAGCAGAGACACUGGCACAGCCCUCCAUGAAAACAGUCACUGUUGUCAUCUUACGUGCCAGCCUUUCCUCUCCGGUGGUACUUGCUAGCUGUGCUCUUACCUAUGUGCCUUAGAUCUGCUGCUCAACUUUUGGCUGGAUUCCAGUUGCAGAAAUGUAGCAAGCGGCUAAUCCGUGUAGAAUUUGUCAUUUUAAACCCUUCUCCCUCCCAAGAUUCUCUGUACAGAUACCAUUUAUAGGGAAGCCAGCUCUGCUGUGACAUUCAGGGCAUCUGAAGGAUAGACGCUAGAAAGCAUCUUCAGUAGAUGCUUUUCGGUCAUGUCUGCCUACCCACAAAGAACUGCCCUUUGCUUCUCUCCAGGGACUUUCUUACGCAGGUGAGCACAGUACCAGCUGUGGUUUUCCUGCUGCCCACUGUGCCAGGUCAUCUUCGGCCUCGGGAUCUUCCUUCCACAGAAUAAGCAGUGUUAGCUGCUUAGAAAGGGGCACCCUGAGAUGAGCAAGCUAUGUUAGUGAGUUCAUUUCUCUCUCAGCUGGUGGGGCAGCCCCUCUUCCUGCUAAUUUUCCUUUGCUUCUUUUUUUUUUUCUGUUGGAAGAAGUGGAGCGCAGAGAAUUACUGUGAAGGCAGUCAGAAACUUUCUCGUACUUGCUGGUUCUUCCCACUAAGUGACUUCAAGGUAAUUGUGCACCUACCCUGAAUUCCACCUUCGCUGCCCCACGCAGUCCUGGUGCAGGCUUUUGGAGAAAAUGGAAGUUAUUUUGUAUUUUACGGCCUAAAAAAGGUGUGGGGGUAAAUUUACAUCUGGAAGGUGUUCUCAGGUAUGCAUCUUUCAAGUCUCUGUGAAAUCUAGUCAGAUUGCAAGUAGUUCUUUUGUUCCAUGCAUUCAGUCCUGCAUUUGUACAGAGACUCACCCCCACCUCAAAACAAGCAGCUUUCUUUUCCAAAAGUGUUGACUCAGAGUUCAGGAACACAAAGGCUCAAAGGAAGCCCCUGUCGUUCCCCAUCUGUGAGCUGAACCUCAGCCUGUGGUGUGGCUGAAGUUGUCUUUUGGGUUGGUUGCUUGAUUUUGAUUUCUCUGCUCGAUAAGCUUUUCUGGCUCACAGACCGUACGUGCUUCCCUGUUCAAGUGCAGUUAUGUUUUGCUGCUGCGUCCAUUUACAAGUCUGACCCACACACACCCAUGCAAUGUUUGUAUUCAUCAUUUCCAGGUUUAGGAGGAAGCCGUUCCUCAGACUCCCUAACAAAAAUAUAAUGAGAGAAGAGUUGUGGGGAAAAAAGGCAACAACUCCAAGCCUGUUACUCUGUUUGAACUGCACAGUGACACACUGAUGCUGUUUUGUGCUUCGAAAUCUUUAUUCAAGACACUAUCUGUAUAUAAAAUAUACAUAAUGUAUAUAAAUUAGGAUGUAAGUUUAUGUAAAUUGUCAAUAUUUUCUUUGCAAAUAAAGCUUUUUCCUGAUC